Dermatophagoides farinae (American house dust mite) is the source of this 1849-nucleotide messenger RNA. RefSeq lists its product as uncharacterized. NCBI's taxonomy places the organism in Eukaryota, Metazoa, Arthropoda, Arachnida, Sarcoptiformes, Pyroglyphidae. The record is from RefSeq and is a predicted model, not a curated record.
UGAAACAAUCACUAGAUUCUAUACAAAUCAAAAAGAAAAACUUCCACCUUCCUCUUAUAUCAAAUGGAUCUAAUAAUGUCUACAGACGAUUCUCAUUUAGGUGGCGAAACGAUCCUGAAUGAUCAAACUGAACAGUUAUUCAUAAAUUCUUGGCUGAAUCAACCACAACGAAAAGAAUUGUUAACAUCCAUGCAAAAACAUGAUCCAGAAUUUCAGCAAAAUCAUACCAGCAAAGAAAAGAAAAUCGAAAUAAUCGAACUUGGUGAUGAUGAUGAUGAUGAAUUGAUUUUAUUGCCUUCUGUGAACACUAUUUCUAUGAUAAAAAGUUCUUUCGAAGAAAAAGGAAAUGAUAAACGAAAGCUACAAUGUAUAAAUGAACGAACAAAAGUUGAAAGUAGUAUUGGAUCCCGUUUCGUUGAAUCUGAUAAGCAUGCACAAUUUAACUAUGCUACUGUGACAGAAAAUUCCAGUAUUAAAAUUUCGGACUCUAGUAUGGUAAUACAAUCUCGCUUCAAUAAACAAUCUGGAUCAAAACCAAGAAUACCAAGAACACUUCCAACUAAAGAUGGAAUAAUUCAUUUCAAUCAUCGAUUUGACGAUGAACAAAUGGAUCUAAUAAUGUCUACAGACAAUUCUCAUUUAGGUGGCGAAACGAUCCUGAAUGAUCAAACUGAACAGUUAUUCAAAAAUUCUUGGCUGAAUCAACCACAACGAAAAGAAUUGUUAACAUCCAUGCAAAAACAUGAUCCAGAAUUUCAGCAAAAUCAUACCAGCAAAGAAAAGAAAAUCGAAAUAAUUGAACUUGAUGAUGAUGAUGAACAAUUGAAUUCAUUGCCUUCUGUAAGCACUAUUUCUAUGAUGAAAAGUUCUUUCGAAGAAAAAGGAAAUGAUACUCGAAAACUACAAUGUCUAAACGAACGAGCAAUAGUUGACAGCAGUAUUGGAUCUGAUGAGUAUGCACAAUUUAACUAUGCUACUGUGACAGAAAAUUCCAGUAUUAAAAUUUCGGACUCUAGUAUGGUAAUACAAUCUCGCUUCAAUAAACAAUCUGGAUCAAAACCAAGAAUACCAAGAACACUUCCAACUAAAGAUGGAAUAAUUCAUUUCAAUCAUCGAUUUGACGAUGAACAAAUGGAUCUAAUAAUGUCUACAGACAAUUCUCAUUUAGGUGGCGAAACGAUCCUGAAUGAUCAAACUGAACAUUUAUUCAAAAAUUCUUGGCUGAAUCAACCACAACAAAAAGAAUUUUCAACAUCCAUGGAGAAACAUGAUCCAGAAUUCCAGCAAAAUCAUACCAGCAACGAAAAGAAAAUCGAAAUAAUUGAACUUGAUGAUGAUGAUGAUGAUGAAUUGAUUUUAUUGCCUUCUGUGAACACUAUUUCUAUGAUGAAAAGUUCUUCCGAAGAAAAAGGAAAUGAUACACGAAAACCACAAUGUCUAAAUGAACGAACAAAAGUUGACAGCAGUAUUGGAUCCCGUUUCGUUGAAUCUGAUGAGCACUUUGACAAUGUUAACAGUGUACAAAAUAACUAUGCUACUGUGACAGAAAAUUCCAGUCUUAAAAUUUCAGACUCUAGUAUGGUGAUACAAUCUCGCAUUAAUAAAAAAACUGAACCGAAACCAAGAAUAACACUUCCAAUUGAAGAUGGAAUAAUUCAUUUCAAUCAUCGAUUUGACGAUGAUAAAUUACCAGCAAAUUUCAACUUUAACUUUUCAUCGCGUAAAAAUAAAUCAAAAUCUAAUAAGGAUGAUUAUGACUUAUUGGACAUGUCAAUUUAAUAAUCCCAUAAAUAUAAACACAUUUCUUUUUGUGAAUAAACUUUAUUCAAUCUUUUUCUUAACAAUUCUC